This is a messenger RNA of Actinia tenebrosa (Australian red waratah sea anemone), 3914 nucleotides long. Its product is annotated as DDB1- and CUL4-associated factor 8. The record is from RefSeq and is a predicted model, not a curated record. Gene Ontology annotation, cellular component: cytoplasm; Cul4-RING E3 ubiquitin ligase complex. Gene Ontology annotation, molecular function: protein binding. Lineage: Eukaryota; Metazoa; Cnidaria; Anthozoa; Actiniaria; Actiniidae.
AUCCUCAGUAGUGUUAUAUAUGUUUGAACAAAAUAACAGUAUAAAUGUUACUGGAUCUCAAACUUCUUCCUCUUCAGGGCCUCACUUGAGGCUUUGAUUAAAGCUGUUGAAAGCAGUAACCAUGAGAAAAGGUAAAGGCAAGGGAAAGAAAGAAAAGAGUGAUGGAGAACGAGAGGAAACGGAGAAUCACACACUCAAACAUGAAGAACUGGACCAAAAACUCAAAGACGACUCAAACAUGGCGGCGCCCUCGACGGCAUCCAGGAAGCAAUGGGCUGUUAUCUCAAGCUUGUAUUCUCGUCAGCAGGGACUGCUUAAUCCUGCCAACUUUGCCAAAGAAGCUUGCGCGUCGACCACGUUCGUAAGCAGGCUAAAACAACACAAGACACUAACACAUCACAAUGGAUGUGUGAACACACUACACUUCAAUGAUUCGGGCGAUCUUUUAGCUUCUGGAAGUGACGAUCUGGAUGUCGUUAUUUGGGAUUGGGCUAAGAGCAGAAAAGUCGUUAAUUAUGAUAGUGGACACUCAAGUAAUGUUUUCCAGGCAAAAUUUAUGCCUUAUUCCAACGAUUCCACGCUUGUCACAUGUGCGAGAGAUGGACAGGUGAGAGUUGGAAUAGUACCAUCCACUGGCACUGUGAAUGAAACAAGACAGUUGGCACAACACAGGGGAGCUGCUCACAAGCUAAGCAUUGAACCAGGCUCUCCAUGGCUGUUCCUCACAUGCGGAGAGGAUGGUCUCAUAUAUCAGCUGGAUCUCAGGGAGGAUAGGGCAAAGAAGUUAUUUUGUUGCCGAGCAGAUGAACACAAAAAAGUCCCUUUGUAUACCAUCUUCAUCAAUCCUUCUAAUGUCUUUGAAUUUGCUGUUGGAGGCAGGGAUCAGUAUGCUAGAAUAUAUGACAGGAGAAAAGCACCUCAGGACCACAAGAGUUAUAUUGAACCAGUCAAAUCCUACUGUCCACACCAUUUGAAAGAGAAUAAUAGCUUUUUUGCCAAUAUAACUUGUCUAGUAUACUCCCAUGAUGGAUCAGAACUUCUAGUUAGUUACAAUGAUGAAGACAUUUAUCUAUUUGAUUCAUACUCUAGUAGUGGUGCUGAAUAUAUAAAGAAAUAUAAAGGACAUAGAAACAAUGCAACUGUAAAAGGAGUGAAUUUUUUUGGCCCAAGAAGUGAGUUUGUUGUCAGUGGAAGUGAUUGUGGUAAUGUUUUCUUGUGGGAUAAAGAAACACAAGACAUUGUACAGUACAUGAAGGGAGAUGAAACUGGAGUGGUCAAUUGUUUGGAGCCGCACCCUUCAGCUUUGUUUUUGGCCACCAGUGGUCUGGACCAUGACGUCAAGAUUUGGGCUCCCCUAGCAAAAGAACCCAAUGACUUGAGUGGACUUCAGAAGCUUAUUGACAGUAAUAAAGAUGACCGCGAGGAUGAUAGGCUAAGACCUCAUGAUCCUAUAAGUGAACAUCUAAUAUAUCUGAUGAUGCAUCACGUUCAUCAGAGACUUAGGGAAAGAAGAGGUGCUAGAGAAGAUGACAGUGAUAGUCCUGAACUGAGUGAUAAUGAGGAGGAAGAUGAUGACGAUGAUGAUUUACCAGGAAGAGUUGAGUGCAGUUCUUCUUAAAGAAGACUCUUCAAUACACUUUAUUUCAUUUUGUAAAAUAGUAAUAUAAUAAUAUAAUUUUGCAUUUCUAGCAGGGUAAAUGUAUUAUUUAACUUCACUAGCGUGAUGUAGUCAGCCUGCAAAAACAUUUAUGGACUAAGAAACCCUUUAGACCUUCCAUUUUGAAGUGGUUAAAAAAAUCAACUGAGCAAGCACUAGUGCCUCCCAUUCUUAGGGACCGAGAUGCACUGUGGUGAGAAAGCCUCUGCAAUGAUCAGGAUCAAAGGCAACCUCAUACCCUGAGUCUUUUGGUACCUUCCUGUGCCUGGGAUAGCAGGUGUGAGAUUGGAGCAGAGGUUUAACCUUUUCACUACUAGAAGUUAAAAGGGUCCAACACAGGCUCUUCCAGGAACAUAAUUAGGGUGUUUUUUUAUUUCUCAAUAUCAAAAUGAAAAAUAUAUGUCUUAGGUGAUGGGUAAUUGAAAAGCAAAAAUUUCUUUCCGCUGGCCACUUUUGGCCACUCCUCUAGAAAAAAUGUAGCAUUUCCGGUUGGCCGCUUUUGGCUUCUCUAGUAGUGAAAGGGUUAAUUUAGGGCCUAGCUAACUACACUGAGGGGAAGGCAGUUUUACACUGUCAUGGCAUGUCUCCUUGCAAUUUCAAAUUAUUGGGGUGAGAAAGUCUGUGCCACCCAACCCCUGCAUGGCCCCAGUAUUGCCACUAAUAUCAAAUUUAAAUAAAUAAAUAAGGCACAGUAGCUGUGUUGCAGUUUAUCUAACUAAGGCUAUCUUCGAUAGAGGUUUCGCACCAUCAUGUGACGGCAGCCAUGUUAGAUGGUAGGAUUAAUACAAAUGUUUUACAUGAGAAAGAACUCAAUUCCCAAGAGCAAAGGGAUUUUAUUGUUCUGUCAUCUAACCACAGGCAGUCCAAGCUGUAUUAUGGGCACCAACACGUGAUGGUGCAAAAUCUCUAUUGUUGUCAAGUCAAGUUAAUAUCAUAUCUGAAGACUAAUCAUAAGGCAGAAAAAGCUGGUGCAAAAUAGAUUUGAUGUUAUCAACUAAAAUUUGUUGAUUUGAACACAAGGAAAACUUUGUCUAGGUAGAUUUAUACWGGCCUAUUUGGCAGUCAAAAAACGAUGUUGUGAAAGAAACCAUUGAUAUUUCACUGCACACUGAUAAGAAACAUGGCUAAUGUUGUAUUCCAAAAAUAUGUUGUGUUCAUUUUUGCACACUAGUAAUGCGUCAUGUACGUCAUCAUCAAUUGUCAUCAAGUGCUCGUGCAUGCGCAAACUCAAAAUUGAAUAGUUGUGCAGUAACCCUAAAAAGCACUAUAAUCAUAAUAAUAUUUCAUGACAUGGCAUAGAAUGGAGGUCAUGGUGUCAAACUUGGCCUUUCACCUGUGUCAGCCACUCCAAACUACACAUGCAAACUACAGUGGUACCUCUAUUAAGCGGCCACAACUCUAUAUGGCAGCCACUUUUCAAAGUCCCAAAAUAUUUGUCACUCAAGUACUGUAUUUAACACCUCUAUUAAGCGGCCGCGCCACUAUUUACAAGUCCCAAAUGCUAUUAUUACCUCUAUUAAGUGGCCACAAAAUUAUAUUAAUGAUUGUGACAAUUGAUUACAACAGGAAAUUCUUUAAUCUGCACAAUCAAUAAUAGCAUUAUCUCGCCAUUAUUUGGUUAUCUGGUGAGUUUAAUGACUUUUCUUGUACUAUCUCCAUUUAAGUGGCCAGCCUCUAUUGAGCGGCCACUUGGCUCGGUCCCGAGGGUGGCCGCUUAAUAGAGGUACCACUGUACUAUCACAGCCAACAUGAUUGCCACAUGAGAAAGGCCUAAAAUGCCUUGCAACCCAGUUUGUGAGAUGACAUGCAUUCCUCAAUGCAAUAAAUCCUAUUUUUAUACUGAGUUAUAAAGUGUGUAAAUUAUAUGCUACUCAUCUAUCCAUUCAGCUUAUCCCAUUAGCCAAUGGGUUAAGAUAUGUCAUGUUUAGGGUAACAAGGCUGUCAUAAUAUGCUAUCUGCAUCAGACAAAAAUACUAAAUAAAUUAAACAAUAUUAUUAUUAAAAUAAUAAUUUAUUUAGCUAUUUACAUAUAACAGGAACAUAUUUCAAGCUUAUAAAAGCAUCUUAUAAAAGCAUAGCACUCCUGAAUGUAAUUAACUUGGUAAGGUUUUGUGUUUUGUCAGAUGCAGUCAUUACAAAUAGAUAUUAUAUAGCUCCAAAUGCAGCAUUUCUUUUUUCUACCUGUAACGUAGAGGGAAACUUGGCAGAAAACCAUUAUAUCUGCAGGAAACUUCAUAAAAUAUAUAUUUUACCAAUG